UCUGAAAUAGUCACCAUGGGGGAAAACGACCCACCUGCUGCCGAAGCCCCCUUCUCCUUCAGAUCGCUUUUCGGCCUUGACGAUUUGAAAAUAAGUCCCGUGGCCCCAGAUGCCGACGCGGUGGCUUCCCAGAUCCUGUCUCUCCUGCCCCUGAAGUUCUUUCCCAUCAUUGUCAUCGGGAUAAUUGCAUUGAUAUUAGCGCUGGCCAUUGGUCUGGGCAUCCACUUCGACUGCUCCGGGAAGUACAGGUGUCGGUCGUCUUUUAAGUGUGUUGAGCUGACGGCUCGAUGCGACGGAGUGUCGGACUGCAAAGAUGGGGAAGAUGAGUACCGAUGCGUCCGCGUGAGCGGUCAGAACGCCGCGCUCCAAGUGUUCACGGCUGCCACCUGGAGGACCAUGUGCUCUGAGGACUGGAAGAGUCACCACGCUACUGUCGCCUGUGCCCAGCUGGGGUUUCCAAGCUAUGUGAGUUCGGACACCAUCAGAGUGGAUUCACUCGAGGAGCAGUUCCGAGAGGACUUCGUUUCCAUGAAUCACCUCUUGCCAGAUGACAAAGUGACCGCUUUACACCACUCGGUGUACGUGAGGGAGGGAUGCACCUCGGGUCACGUGGUCACACUGAAGUGCUCAGUCUGCGGUCUGAGGAUGGGCUCCAGCCCACGCAUCGUGGGUGGCAACGCGUCCUCGCUGGCGCAGUGGCCCUGGCAGGCCAGCCUGCAGUUCCAGGGCUACCACUUGUGCGGAGGGUCCAUCAUCACCCCCGUGUGGAUCGUCACUGCUGCCCACUGUGUUUAUGAUCUCUACCUCCCCAAGUCAUGGACCAUCCAGGUGGGCCUCAUUUCCCUGCUGGACAGUCCAGCCCCCUCCCAUCUGGUGGAAAAAAUCAUCUACCACAGCAAGUACAAGCCAAAGAGGUUGGGCAAUGACAUUGCCCUGAUGAAGCUGGCCGGGCCUGUCACUUUCAACGAGCUGAUCCAGCCAGUCUGCCUGCCCAACUCCGAAGAGCACUUUCCCGAUGGGAAGAUGUGCUGGACGUCAGGCUGGGGGGCCACAGAGGAUGGAGCAGGCGACGCCUCCCCGGUCCUCAACCACGCGGCUGUGCCUCUGAUAUCCAACAAGAUCUGCAACCACAGGGACGUGUACGGCGGCAUCAUCUCCCCCUCCAUGGUCUGUGCUGGCUACCUGAAAGGCGGUGUGGACAGCUGCCAGGGAGACAGCGGGGGGCCCCUGGUGUGUCAAGAGAGGAGGAUGUGGAAGCUGGUGGGAGCCACGAGCUUUGGCAUUGGCUGUGCCGGGGUGAACAAGCCCGGAGUCUACACCCGCAUCACCGCCUUCCUGGACUGGAUUCACGAGGAGAUGGAGAGGGACCUGAAAACUUGAAGAGAAAGAGGCAGGUUACCACCCUGAGUUCCUGCCAAGAUGGAGACACCCCUGUCCUUCCAUGGAUUCUAACAACAGAGCCAAAAGAAGGAGCAUCUUUUCGUUCUUCUACAUCUAGAGCACUUUUCUUCUAUCACCUCUAACAAGCCAGAGGGGCAUUGGACUAAAAUGACCCUGAACCUCCUUUCUGAUCUUCACUAAGAACAGAAGCAGGAAUGCCUCCGAAGUGCUACGUUUUCCUUGUCCAUCUGGUUUCCUCCCCUACAAAGCGAUCUACACCUUUUAGCCCCUCAACAAAGACACGGCAGCCUGGACCUGCAGGGGUGCGGCCAGUGUAGACACAGCUGUCUGUACCUUUCUAUCCGGGCACCAGUACCUAACCAAUUUUCUACCAGGAUCUCCUUUGACAUGUGGGAACUUAACUUAAGAUUAUAGUUUGAGGUUUAUUUCUAGUAUUUUUUGUAGCCUUUGGUGCUUGAUGUAUCAUUGUCUCUUGCUUCCAGAGGAUGUACUCUUUCUUAGCGCAUUCAUCACUCCGAGCUUGUCUGAAUGACUCCUGACUGCUCGUAUAAGCUUAAUUCAAGAAGCUCAAUUAAUUUGAUCUCUUCUAUAUCCAUCAUGGGUUUUGUAUUUUCUGUUAGAACAGGUUUCUCGGCAGAUCAGAAUUAUCUGCUCUUACAUCACAGCACUCAGAAGCAGAGUAAGAAAAGAAAAUACUAAGUCAAGACCACCUAAACCUCACACUAUGGUACUGAGGCAGACUAGACAGUCUCAAGUCAUUAAGAGGCCAGAGGAUUCCCUACCUCUCCAUAUGGGCCCGUUAAUCUCCCACACAGCUGCAGGAUUAGAGAGCCCUCCUGGUACCCACACACCUUCUGCAGUCCGUAUAACACACACAUAACAGAGGAAGGUUACUUUGUAAGUAAUCACUGUCCAGUGGUGCUUUACCACAAAUGACUUCAUCAGAAUAUGAAUCCGUUGCUUUGCCUGAGGUAACAGUGGGAGAGAUGGGUGAGUUUCAAAGAGGUCAGAGAUGGGUCCAGGUACCGGGGAAGGCCCGGCUUCAGGGAGCCUCCAUGUGUGAGAAGGGGAUGGGGAAGAAAAGGAGGGAGAGGUAAGGGCAAACUUUAUUUGGAUGUACCUCUCUGUAUCAUAGUCACUGCACAGAUCUCUGUACAUGUCAGAAAGUGACAAGACCAUUUUUAUUUUAAGUGUUUCUGCCCAGCUCUCUUUGAAAGCAGUGGUAGCUCACCAAAGCAUCUUGAGAAAGAGGAACCAAGCUGGAGGUAUCACUCUCCUGAUAUCAAACUAUCCUACAAAAUUUCAGUCAUCAAAACAGUAUGGUACUGGCACAAAAACAGACACACAGAUUAAUGGAACAGGAUAGAGAGCCCAGAAAUAAACCCACACUUAUAUAGGCAAUUAAUCUACACCAAAGGAGGCAAGAAUAUACAAUGGAGGAAAAGACAAUCUCUUCAGCUACAGGCAAAAGAAUGAAACUGGCCUACUUUGUUACACCAUGCACAAAAAUAAACUCAACAUGGAUUACAGACUUAAAUGUAAGACCUGAAACCACAAAAUUUGUAGAAGAAACACAGGCAGUAAACUGCUUGACAUUGGUAUUAGCAUUAUUUUUUGGAUCUGUCUCCUCAGUCAAGGGCAAGGAAAACAAAAAUAAACAAAUAGGACUAUAUCAUACUAAAAAACAUUUUGCACAGUGAACAAAACCAUCAACAAAAUGAAAAGUCUGCCUAUUGAAUUGGAGAAGAUAUUUGCAAAUGAUAUAUCCAAUAAGGGGUUAAUAUCCAAAAUAUAUAAAGAACUCAUACAACUCAGUAGCCAAAAACCAAACAGUCCAAUUUUAAAAGUGGGCAGAGGACCUGAAUAGACAUUUUUUUCCAAAGAAGACAUAGAGAUGGUAGACAGACACAUGAAAAGAUGUUCAACAUCAAUAAUCACCAGGAAAAUGCAAAUCAAAACCAUCAUGAGGUAUUACCUCACACCUGUCAGAAUGGCUAUUAUCAAAAAG
Molecule: messenger RNA, 3409 nt
Organism: Kogia breviceps (pygmy sperm whale)
Lineage: Eukaryota; Metazoa; Chordata; Mammalia; Artiodactyla; Physeteridae
Gene: TMPRSS3
Product: transmembrane serine protease 3
Biological process (GO): proteolysis
Cellular component (GO): membrane
Molecular function (GO): serine-type endopeptidase activity; protein binding
Source: RefSeq, a predicted model, not a curated record